AUGGAGGCAGGUCCAAAUCGUCAUCUUCGAUGGGAUAGUCGUCGUAGAUCUCGCAUGUUCUGGUCCGCAAUUGGACGCAGUCUUCAGAACAUGGAGACCACUCGGACCAUGGUGACCAGCUGUACACUGGAAGUAGAAAAAGAAACAGAUGACAAAACAAGAGUAAAACUGAAUCCACUUCCGAAAGAUUCUUGUUCUGAUUGCAUCAACGCUAGUUACAUCAAUGGUUUUGAAAGGCCCAGGGAGUAUAUUGCGACCCAAGGGCCAAAGGAGAAUACUGCCUACGACUUCUGGCGAAUGAUUUUGCAGGAAAAAGUUUCAGUCAUCUGCAUGUUGACACAAUUUCAGGAAAAGAAUUUAGAAAAAUGCUUCCAAUAUUGGCCCGAAAUAGAUAAAACAAGCAAACGAUAUGGAAAGAUCACGAUAACCAAUGUUGAAAUCAUGAAAAGCUGCGGUGAUUAUGUUGUCAGAAAAUUGUUGAUUAGCUCUGGAGAUGAACGAUCUUCGGUUGUACAUCUGCAUUAUACUGCUUGGCCCGAGUACGAAACAACUCGGUAUGCGGAUUCUCUUGUUCCAUUAUUGGCAGAGUUUCAGAAGGUUUCAUCACAAAAUGGUCCAAAAGUGGUUCACUGCAGUGCCGACGAUGGCAGAACUGGUACCAUCACUCUGGCAGAUAUUUGCGUCAACAUGGCACGUGCGACUGAUAAAAUAGACGUUUUGCAUUAUCUGAACCAAAUUCGAAAACAAAGAGCAAAACUCGUUAAUUCUGAGGAUCUGUACAAAUUAGUGCAUAUGACGGUUCUGGAAACUCUAUUCGGCAAAAAAGGAAGGGUCGUCAUCACGCGAGCGAUUUUAACAAAUCCUGAUUCGGAUUACAUAAAUGCAGUACUUGUGGAUGGAUUCAAAACCAAGGAACAGUUCAUCGUCACACAUUUUCCUUUGGAACAAACUAUUGACGACUACUGGAGAAUGAUCUUUGACAAGAGAGUCAAGAUUGUGAUCGUAUUUAACGAAGUUGAUGUAACGGAUCCUACAGUGGUCAAGUUCGUACCAACUCGUAUCAACCAAGAAAUGAAACCAUCACCUCGUAUUACUAUAAAAACUUUGAAUAAGGGCGAUAGCGACUUCUACACAGUCUAUGAUGUACUUGUGAAUAAUCACAAUGAUGGAGCAACUGCUUGUGGUCUGUUCGCUGCACUAGUGUUUGUCAUCGAAAAAAUGAGGAUAGAUGACGAAUGUGAUGUCCCACUCGCCUUAAGGACCAUCAGGAAAUACAGGAAGGAAUUUGUUCGAAAAGAGGAACAGUAUGAGUAUUUAUUUGAAGCUGCACUUGAUUAUCUCGACAAGCCCGAAGAUAAUAUAAAAUAUUUAUAG
Molecule: messenger RNA, 1374 nt
Organism: Ctenocephalides felis (cat flea)
Lineage: Eukaryota; Metazoa; Arthropoda; Insecta; Siphonaptera; Pulicidae
Product: receptor-type tyrosine-protein phosphatase kappa-like
Exons: 11
Coding region: 1-1374 (457 amino acids)
Biological process (GO): protein dephosphorylation
Molecular function (GO): protein tyrosine phosphatase activity
Source: RefSeq, a predicted model, not a curated record